AUGCUGAUAUAUCUCUUUCUCGCAUAUAUUGCAAAAUGCGCAUUCGGAUUAGUAUCUGUCGAUGUUUCCAAUAUUAGAAUUAAUUUUGGACAAUCAAUUAGCAAUUUUUUACCGAAUUGUAGAGGGGUUGAUAUUGAUUUCACAGUACAGCUCACAUCAUCAAAGAUUUUGUUGCAAUAUCAUCAUUAUUAUCACUACGAUGUUCUGCUUAUAUUCACCCGUACACGGAUUCGUUUCUAUUAUUCGCGCAAGAUAUUAGUCAACCAGAUCAAAACAACAUUCAAGUCAAUAUCAAUUCAAUUUCAACGGUUACCAUGUGAAGAUUGCUCUUACUUUGAUACUUACAUUUCUACAACUCCAGCUAAUUGUAGUGAGGGUCGAGAAGGAUUAGAUAAUUAUAAUUAUGAAGAGAGAAGUAUAGACGACUAUCCAACUUCAAAACCAAGAAGAGAAGCCCGAGUGUAA
Messenger RNA from Caenorhabditis bovis, 465 nucleotides. The record is from the annotation of a GenBank genome assembly. Lineage: Eukaryota; Metazoa; Nematoda; Chromadorea; Rhabditida; Rhabditidae.